CGAAUUGAUUAUCAGAGCGCAAUCAGACAGUGAGGAUCGGUCUAAAGUUCAUCGACAUGAAAUGCAGGCAGAUUGAAAGACACGACAGAGGUUCAAGGCGAGGGGUACAGGAGCUGAGGAUCGUUGGAGCUGAGGAUCGCUGGCAAACAAGACAGUAAAGACACUUUUAUCCUUCUGAGACGUCUGCCCACAGCAGUGCUGUUUGAGAGAAGAUGGACAUCCUUGAGACUCACGCCUAUCACAGGCGGCAGAGGAGAAAUAAGUCCUGUGCUCUCUUUCUGUCUCUCUUGCCUUUCUUUUUGUCUGCAGCUCUGUACUUCUACCUUUGGACUCCUGCUUCGCCCCCGUCCAUCAUGUCUGCAGGUGUCAAAUCUGCACCAGUACUCCUAUUGGCUGCAGUGGUGCUGAGCUGGAAUGGAGGUCAGAGUGUCCUAGGUGUGGUGGGAGGACUGGUCUUCUCUGCUGUUGGUGACUGCUGCCUGGUGUGGCCUGAGCUUUUCCUGCAUGGAAUGGGUGCAUUUGCUGUGGCUCAUCUGUUGUACUCAGUUUCCUUCCUGUCCAGUCGUUACACAAAAAACUCCUCUUCCUGCUGGAGCCGUUUUCUCUAUCUGAUCCUGUUUAUGGUUGGAGGAGGUUAUUACACAUUUUUAUUUCCAUUUCUACAAAAGGACCCAAACUCUGAAGUGCUAACUCCAGCUGUUGGAGUCUACUUUGUCUUAAUUACUCUAAUGGGUCUAUUAGCAGCUAGAACUAGCAACGUAGCAACACUUUUGGGAAGUCUGAGCUUCAUGGUAUCCGACGCAACGCUGUCUCUGCAAGUUUUUAAGGUGGUGGCACCAAUGCAGCACGGUAAUACUGUUGUAAUGGUGACCUAUUAUCUGGCACAGCUUCUAAUCGCUGUGGGUGACAUGCAAGCAGUAGAGGACACGGAUGAGUUUUCAAAAUGGAAGAGGUCCUAACCAGUAUCCCUGUUGUACUCCAAAAGCUUGUACUACAUUAGCUCUCCAUUUCCAUAAAUAUUUGUUGUAAGUGGUUAAAAAAAAAGAAGAAAGAAACAAAGAAAAGGAAAUACAUUCAAUUUGCAAUGUUCUAAAAAUGAAAGA
Maylandia zebra (zebra mbuna) is the source of this 1103-nucleotide messenger RNA. RefSeq names its product transmembrane protein 86B (gene tmem86b). The record is from RefSeq and is a predicted model, not a curated record. Gene Ontology annotation, molecular function: hydrolase activity. Gene Ontology annotation, cellular component: membrane. Lineage: Eukaryota; Metazoa; Chordata; Actinopteri; Cichliformes; Cichlidae.